CCUACUUUACGACCAAUGUCACUCACUUUACAUAGUGUUUUGAUUCUCUAUCUAUGAAUAGAGAUACGAUAUGAACUUUGAAAUCAUCAUAAAAAACUCAUCGUAAAAAAAAAAAACACUACACUAAGUUUUCUCUUAUAUAGAAACACUCGUUAUUCUAAUUUGCCACUAUAUCCAUUUUUUGCUUAUUUAUUUAUUUGAAUUUUUUUAAAUUAUAUUAAUCUCUGGAAAGAUUGCAAGAUUGGGUAUGAUUGAAUGUGGAACUGUGUAUCGCAACAACUCGGCGUGUUUCACGUUCAAGAUAUGUCCCAGUCCCACCUCUAUAAAUAAAACGACUAAGAGGUAGCCUCCCUAAACAACAUACCCAUAUUAUAAUAAUUCUCGUUUUAGAAAUUUUUUGUCUUCAAAUAGUGGAGAAAUGGAUUCAAGAUUCACCGAUUCCACAACUACCUUAAGGUUCUUCUCACCAAUUCAUCUUCACAUCAUAUAGUUGUAUAUGUGAAUUUGACAUAGAUGUAUUCAUAUUGGUAUGAUUGUAUACGUAUUUGUUUAUGUGAUGCAUGCAGAUGUAAUGGUAAGAGUGAAAAUGAGAGGAAAAACGGCGAUGAAGAAAGAAUUAGUAAAUACUCCUUUGUGAGUCCACUGUGUAUGCGUGGAGGAGAUGGAUACAAUAGUUACUCCAGCAAUUCUCUUCUUCAGAGAAGAGUGUUAUCAAAGGCUAAACCGGUAUUGGUUAAGAACACAAAGGACCUGAUGAUAAACUUAAACUUUCCUACAUACAUUAAAGUAGCUGAUUUGGGCUGUUCAUCAGGACAGAAUACGUUCUUGGCAAUGUCUGAAAUUAUCAAUACAAUCAAUGUGUUUUGUCAACAGAGGAACCAAAACCCACCAGAAAUAGAUUGUUGUCUAAAUGAUCUCCCUAGUAACGAUUUUAACACAACGUUCAAAUUCAUACAAUUCUUCAAUGGGAUGAACAUCACGAGCAAAGAAUCAUACUUUGUCUAUGGAGUCCCCGGUUCUUUCUACUCGAGGCUCUUCCCUCGGAGGAGUCUUCAUUUCGUACAUUCCUCUUAUGGUCUCCAUUGGCUCUCUAAGGUUCCUGAAGGGCUUGAGAAGAAUAAGAUGAGUGUGUACAUCACAAAUUCAAGUCCUCUAAGCACAUACAAGGCUUACUUAAAUCAAUUCCAAAGAGAUUUUGCGACAUUCCUUAAACUGCGUUCUGAAGAGAUGGUUUCUAAUGGACGCAUGGUUCUCACUUUCAUUGGUCGAAACACUAUUGAUAAUCCAUUGCAUAGAGAUUGUUGUCACUUUUGGACAUUAUUAUCCAAAUCUCUUCGUGACCUAGUCGCCGAGGGCCUUGUGAGUGCAUCAAAGGUAGAUUCAUUCUACUUACCGUUUUAUGACCCCAACGAAAAAGAAAUAAAGGAGAUGGUACAGAAAGAAGGUUCCUUUGAAAUCAGAGACUUGGAGACACAUGGAUAUGAUCUUGGCCAUUGUAACCAAGACGAGUCAAAGAGAAGUAAAUCAGGGCAAAAUGAAGCUAAUUACAUCAGAGCGGUGAGUGAACCACUGCUUGCGGCUCACUUUGGAGAUGCCAUUAUCAACAUAUUGUUUAACAAGUUUGCAUGUCAUGUGUCUCAACAUGUUAGUUGCAGGAACAAAACGACCGUCAGCAUAGUCGUUUCACUGACUAAGAAAAAAACUUUCCUCAUGUCCUAAAGUUUAAUCUUGGCGAUUAGUGUGGAGUAAUUCUUUUUUCAAGUUUAUGUUACAUAUUAAAAUUUGGAAAAGAACAUAGAGAUUGAUGCGAUUAUAUUACAAGUGGUCUAGUGAUUUGUAUUAGGGUUGUGGUACUGGCUAUUGGAAUUUCUCAAGUGGUACUAGCUAUCGGAAUUUGUAUUAGAAUUUUUUUCAUGUUUUUUUAAUUUAUUCACACAGUAUUUGAAAUCACUUUCCAAUAAAUCAUCCGUUAUUUAGU
This is a messenger RNA of Arabidopsis thaliana (thale cress), 1978 nucleotides long. It is a transcript of the gene NAMT1, whose product is annotated as S-adenosyl-L-methionine-dependent methyltransferases superfamily protein. The transcript has 4 exons. Gene Ontology annotation, molecular function: methyltransferase activity. NCBI's taxonomy places the organism in Eukaryota, Viridiplantae, Streptophyta, Magnoliopsida, Brassicales, Brassicaceae. The record is from RefSeq and is marked reviewed. The coding region runs from base 514 to 1719 and encodes 401 amino acids.